Messenger RNA from Corythoichthys intestinalis (scribbled pipefish), 5802 nucleotides. RefSeq names its product pyridoxal kinase-like. The transcript is spliced from 11 exons. Gene Ontology annotation, cellular component: cytosol. NCBI's taxonomy places the organism in Eukaryota, Metazoa, Chordata, Actinopteri, Syngnathiformes, Syngnathidae. The coding region runs from base 1117 to 2040 and encodes 307 amino acids. Gene Ontology annotation, molecular function: pyridoxal kinase activity. Gene Ontology annotation, biological process: pyridoxal 5'-phosphate salvage. The record is from RefSeq and is a predicted model, not a curated record.
UUGCCUUCUAAUCACGACUCUGCGGCAUUGCUGUGCUAAAUUUGUCAUUUAUAUGCGGUCUUUUUAUUUUUUUGUCAGCCCUUUCACAUCUGCUUGCUGUGUUAUAUGCGCGUUGCCAAAUCCCCUCAGUCACGACGACAAUGGCGUCACAAUCACGAAGCAUUUCAUCGCUCUGCUUUGAUCCUGGUAUACUUUCGACUCACAAAUUUCACAAAGGUAAAAACAAUAUAAGUGUCGAAAGAAGGCACGCCAGGUGAAUAAUUUGUAGUGUUUUAUCAAAUUAUUAUCUUUUCAUUCAUAUCAAAAUGAUUUAUGACUUUUUUUAACGAUGUACGUGAACGUCCCUCGUUUGAAAACGUCAUUGGAAUUUAGGUGACCACACAUAUCGCAAGUUUGAAAUACUUCUGACAAUAGUUAUGAAAUAUGAACACACGUUUAUCAUCCACACGAAAACGCAUUGCUUUCCCGUUUAGUUAAGUUUUUCGUACUCGGUUCUGUCCUUAUUUUUGUACGGUCAUUUUACUUGGCAGCAUCACUGCACCACACACAGGUUGCCAUACGAGCUAGCUAGCUAUUUUUGAGUUCUUCCAGUUAACAAAAACUUAUUUUGUUACAUCUACAUAAACCCUGCUGCCAGGAAACGCAUUCUGUAUUUUGUUUUUAAGCUGUAACUCACAUUUAUAUAGUACUAUUUUAAUGUUCAUUUUAUCUUUGUUUUGAAUCUACAGCGCAUGCGCUAAGUAAUAAACGUGAUACACAAAAAAAGCGCCACUCACAGAAAUGGCAUAUAAACUACAUAAUUUAGGUGGCUUCGCGUGGAUGAAUAUAAUUUUGGACGACGUAAUCAUUUUUAUUAGGGUUUCCAAUAAAUAAUACGUUUUCGCGAGAACAGGGUUUCGUCAUGCGCGCGCGUGCACGCACGCUACCGUCAUACGUGCGCGUGACACACCUCCGGGUAGCCAUCUAGCUAACAUUCGGCUAAAUCUCCGGUGGGCGUGCGCCGGGCUGUCAGGGACUAAAAUUUUCCUCUUCCGUGUUGUUAUGUGGUGACGCGAGCCAACGAAUUGGACUCGUCCGUCUGCGUCUGUCCUCCUCGGUUGACCACCGGGAGCAGCCAUGGAGUGCCGUGUCCUGUCCAUCCAGAGCCACGUCGUCCGGGGUUAUGUGGGCAACAAGAGCGCCUCGUUCCCGUUGCAGGUUUUAGGCUUUGAGGUGGACUCCAUCAACUCUGUGCAGUUCUCCAACCACACAGGAUAUUCUCACUGGAAGGGCCAAGUGUUGACAGCUGACGAGCUCCAUGUUCUCUACGAAGGCAUCAAGCUCAACAACGUGCACCAGUAUGACUAUGUCCUAACAGGGUACACACGGGACACAUCCUUCCUGGAGAUGGUGGUGGACAUUGUUCAGGAGCUAAAGCGAGCCAAUCCAAAUUUGGUGUACGUGUGUGACCCUGUGCUCGGUGACCACGGAUCCAUGUACGUUCCCCAGAAUCUGUAUCCGGUGUACAAGAACAAGGUGGUUCCUGUGGCCGACAUCAUCACUCCCAACCAGUUCGAAGCAGAAUUGUUGACAGGGAAGAACAUUAGCACAGAGAAAGAUGCUGUAGAGGUGAUGGACCUGCUGCACAACAUGGGCCCAGACACAGUGGUUAUCACCUCCUCUGAUCUGCCCUCCAGACUGGGUGAUCGCUUCCUGGUGUCGCUAGGCAGCCAGCGUCACGUUCGCCCAGAUGGCAGCAGGACAACACAGAGAGUCAGAAUAGAAGUUCCCAAAGUAGACGCCGUCUUUGUGGGAACCGGUGACUUGUUUGCUGCGAUGCUUCUGGCAUGGACGCACCACUACCCAAAUGACCUCAAGACGGCUUGUGAGAAAACGUUUUCAGUGAUGCAUCACGUCAUCCAGCGGACCAUAUCGUAUGCACAUGAACUGGCAGGUCCCGGUCGGAGACCCAGCCCGCCCCAGCUGGAGCUCCGGAUGGUCCAGAGCAAAGCAGACAUAGAAGACCCCGCCAUUGUGACGGAGGCCACUGUCAUAUCGUAACGACCGCCAACCUCUCGCCACUGUCAAGGUCAUUUUGUAACGCAUCAUCCUGUUGGGUCGUCUGACCCUUUUUGGUCUUUUUAGCCUUCAUGCAGAACCACAGAUAGACAGAAAGUGUAAAGUGUAAACCGUCAAAAAGAAGACAUGAGGUGCACUCUCCAUGGUCAGCAAUUGUCUAAAUGUGGCUCCAUUUCCACACGUCGUUUAGUAGUGAUGUAAUGGUGAACAGCCCUCUGAUCCCUCAGAAAAUACUACAAAGGGAAAAAAAUGCACAAUGUAUAGUUGAUGUAUAGAUGUUGUACUAUAACUGUAUUGGAGCAUCUGUAUGAUAGCUGAACUGUCUUUUGGACCAUCGUGUGCUACUCAAUCACACCUUCACUUAUCAAACAUUUUGGUACAUUUAGUCAAGUACUUGAGUAGUUUUGGGAUACUUCACUUACCUCCACCUUAAAACUCUUUCAGUGCAAUUGUUAGCAAUAGACGACUGAUCAAUUUGGACAAUUACAAUGGAUUGGCCGUCUAUUGCCGUAAAUUGCACCCAAUGUUUUAUUGAUGCUGUAUCGUGCUGAAGUACUUUAUCGUUGACAAAAACUGAAAACUCUACAUAUCUGAUCACUUUACAAUUUCUUUAGAUAUUUAUAUUAUGUCUCACAUAGUUUACAAAAAAAUUAUCAUGAAAACUUGUGUUUGGCUUAAGGGCCAAAAUUGAAAGUGUUGCGCAAUUUUUGUAAUUAGCAUCCUAAAAAGAGUUUUAAAAAAUCAUUACAUCUUGCAAUAAUGUAAUAAUAUCUGGAGUAGUACUAGUAACGUAAAUAUCUUGAUGUCACAAUUUGAAAAGAGACGCUACUGGCGUGAAACAUUCCAAAGUGUUUUCCACAAAAUGGAUGACGCCUUUUAAAAUGAGGAGGUCGAUGUCACGAACUAGUUAUUUUUCUUGUUGUUCGCUGUGUUUGAAUUUUUUCAAGUUUGUCUCCUCUUCUACAAUACCGCAUUUCUUCAAUUAGUGGCUACAUCACUGAGUCUGUUGGAACUUCGUUGCAAAAGAAAACAGCACUGAGAGAGGUUUUUUAUUUUAUAUUCAUUGAUGCAGGGAGUCUGCAAGUUAUAGACAAACCAUUUUACACAAUAUAAAAUAUAUGUGUAACAAUUAGUCGAGUAUAAUGCAUAGCACUUCAACAGACAACACUUGUUCAGAUUUCUAUUUAGACUGGCCUUUGGUGCCAUCUUGUGGGUCUGUGGGAGGCCUCGAGGAUGACUAGGCAGUCCAGUGGACAAUAUUUAACAAAUUGAUUGAUGCUAUACAAUGAUAUCAAAAACAACUUCAAAGUCCAUUCAGUGUGAUGAGAUGCCAUAGGUGGGAUUCUCAACAAAUUUUAGGACAUGUAAAACAAUGGCUUGCUAAGAUUGCACUUUAGAAAGCGCAUUAAAUGCGAACCAAAAAUAACAUUCCUGAGUGUUUCUUCAAACUACGCAGAAUUGCAUUAAAAUACCUGCACAACAAAAAAGUAAAUGAAGAUCUAAUUACAAUAAAAGAACAAUUGGCUUGCAAACUUGCAUAGCAAAAGUCCGGUAGCCUAAAUGCUAUAAAAUGCAAACUUUUUUACAACGCUCUUAACAAAUCGUUCACAUUCCCACAAAUAACUGCUAAAUAUACCUAUAAACUAAAUUACGAAUGUAUAAAGAAUACAUUAGCUCAAACAAAAACUUAUGUUAGUCUUAACAGGGAGCAGCUGGAUUCAACCAUGUUAAAUGAGUUAUGCCAUAUUCACUGUUGCCACUAGAGGGUAGUGUAUCCACCCAAAUCAAUAAAACUAAAAGCAAACAUUUUCAAAACAAACCAUUACAACGGCACUCUAAUCAAACGAAUCCUCGAAGCAGCAAAAUUUGAUUCUAAGCUUUUUUCAUAAUGGAAUAGAUAUAUACACUGUAUAUUUAUAAAGUUAACAUGUCUUUAUUCAAAAAUGUGUCAUUAAGUUAAUUUUUCUACCUAAUUGUAUUAAGAAUAUUAUGAUUCAAAUAAUUGUUAGUAGCAGCCCUUUAAAAAUAUUACAAACAGAGAAAAUACUUUGAAAUAGAUUUUUUCUGCAGCACAUUAAUGUGGACGAUAUCCACUGCCGUGUCAGUAAAUAUUUUAAAGCCACUAUUUGAAGGAAUGCAGUGUUCUAGUAGGUGCUAACAAUUGAGCCAAUUGCAGACAAAAUUCAAGGCGAACAAAUGUUCUGCUCAGUAACUUUUGUCAUGUUCAUUUUCCACCAAUGUGCUAACUUUGUACUGGUAAUCGUGCAGUGACUCGUCAAUCAUCAUAAGUAUCGAUCAUCAAUAUCCUUGCUAAGCUGCUUUUAGCUCGACUUCACACAUAUCUCCAUGUAUCUGCUUCUAUGUCAACUUAAUCUAGCUCCUCCGUCAUUUUUUGACUAGUGUCUUAGCUUCCUGCUCGCUAAGCAGGCGGCCGUGUUGAUCGGUCCAAAUGUGUACCUGUUGUGUUUUCAGAGGCUGUAUGUGUGUGUAUUUCUAUUCAUGAAUGGUCACAGGGUUUUAGUAUGUAUGUAUGUGUGUGUGAGUGAGAUGACAAGGACAACAUCAAUGAACUCUAGUUGUGGCCAAGCAAGAGCAAAGGAGCAUGUUAGGGCUCCUUAAAUUUCAUGUGAUCAUAAAAAAAAUCCAACCGAGGUAGGGGCGUUGGCAGAUCUCUUCCUCAACCACUCAGCUUGGUACAAAGAAUAGAGCAAGUCUAAUGAUGCAGUGGGUAAAUAAAUUGAUUUAAAUAGAUUGGAGCACUUAAUUUGUACAUGAUUUUAAAAGAAAAUAUUUUUUUUUUCAAUUUACGAGCUGUUGUUUAGCCAUUUCCAGAGAAAUUACCAAGGAUGAGUUGAAGAAAUGACACAAUUUACUCAUUAGCUGCCAUUGACGCCAAUAGACGUCCUAUCCAUUUUGACUCGGACCCUAAAUGGCAACCACUGAGUUAAAGUGCAAUAAUAUCAACAUUGGCGGGGGAAAAAAUAUCUUUUAAAACUUGGAGUUUUGUGGUCCUAAGUAUUGGACAAUCGUUGUGUGAUGUCACGCGAGUUUUAGGAAUGCCUCACAUCACCUCGAGUUUUCUGCCUUGUGCCCCUUAAUAAUUUUACAAACUUGGUAAUGUGUGCGUUUGUGCAUUUUCUGUCCUCAGUUUAAAUAUUCCGCUUCCUGUGGCUGCUUUCAAACACCGCCAGCUUAAAAGUUACAUCUCCACAUUUAUGUCUCGACUAAAGAAGCACAAAUGAUUUAUGAGACAUGUUUAGUUUAUAUCAGAAGUUCAACAUGUCACCUCAUUUAAAAAACAAAACAAAAAUAAUGCCGUAGGACGCACUUUCAUUCGAUGUAAUUUUCUAUCAGUGUGUAAUUGGUGGUAAACGUUUGAAAACAGAAAAUAAAAGACAAAAUAUGUGAAGCACACAACGUUAGUUACCGGGAAACAGUAAGCAACUGGUCAACGUUAUUGUUAGUCGUACUAAAAAUAAAUGUGACAACAUUUAAAUGUGCCCCUCUUCUGACAUUUACAAGUUCAUCUCUCCCAACUUUUUGUUAAGUUCUUUGUGGCCAAAAACAAGAAGACAAAAUGUAUUUAAUCAUUGUUUGGUAACUGUUUUUAGUGCUAUGUUUUUGCAGUCUUUUCUAACAUGUUACAAUACAAGAUUGUAGUGUAAAUUCACAUUUAUAAAGUAUAUAAAUAUAUAUAUAUAUAGAUAUAUAUGACAAAUGUAUGUUCUAAUGCAAUAAAGACAA